AUGUCUCACCGGACUUCCGCCACUUCCCUCCAUGUCUCCACCGCUCAUCCCUUUCCGAUCUCCAAAGAUUUCCAAGGCUCAGAGAAUCCUAUUCCACUCUCACCGCAGUGGCUUCUGCCAAAGCCAGGGGAGGGAAAACCUGGAGCAGGAACUGUGGAAAGCCAUGUCAUCUCAACUCCAUCACUUAGCAAUCGCUCAGAGAUUGUUAAGACAUCUGGAAAUGGAGAAGAUGUGCAUGACGACCAUAAGAGAAAGGAUGUCUUUAGGCCAUCCGUGCUUGAUUCUGAAAGUGGACGUCAUGACCGUUGGAGGGAUGAAGAGCGAGACACCAAGUCCUCCCUACGCCAGGAGCGAUGGAGGGAUGGAGACAAGGGCUUAGGUGAUGCUCGGAGAGUGGAGCGAUGGGCAGAUAAUCAAUCGGCAAGGAACUUUGGAGAAACACGUCGUAGUACAUCUGAUAGGUGGAAUGAUUCAGGUAAUAGAGAGAUGAAUUUUGAUCAGCGGCGUGAGAAUAGGUGGACCUCACGCUGGGGUCAUGAAGAGAAGGAGCCGGAAGUUCUUCAUGAAAAAAAGAACGACACUGGUAAAAUUUGUGAUCUGCACCUGGACAAAGGUUCGUCUCACAUUUCUAAUCCUGGUAAAGAGGAAAAGGAAGGGGAUCGUUUUUCACCGUGGAGAUCUAACUCUUUACAAAGGCGUGGAAGGAUAGAGCCUUCACAUCACCAAAAUGUGACACCCAGCAAACAAGUGCCUAUAUUUUCUUCUGGGCGGGGCCGUGGGGAUGAUACUCUUCCAGGGGCUAAUCACGGACGUGGCCGUGGGGAGGAUACACUUCCAGGGACUAAUCAAGGACGUGGCCGAUUUGGCUCUGGCGGGAGUCCUAUAAAUAGCUCCUACAUGCAUUCUCAAUACCCUCAUACUAUAAUGGAUAAAGUUGAAAGGGAACGUGGAGAAGCUCAUCCAUUUAGAUAUAGUAGGACUAAUAUACUUGAUGUGUACAGAGUGAUUGAUGUGCAUACAGCUGUAAAACUAGUGGAGGAUUUUGCACAGGUUCCUCCUUUUACUCAAGACGAACCAUUGGAGCCUUUAGCUCUCUGUGCACCAACUUCUGAGGAACUGACUGUCUUAAAGGGUAUUGACAAAGGGGAAAUAGUUAGUAGCAGUGCACCUCCGGUGCCAAAAGAUGGACGGAACUCAACAGAGUUUGCACAUUCAAGACAAAUGAAGCUUGGAAAUGCAGCUGUCCAAGAUAGAGGUGAAGAUGGAGGUUCUUUUAAAGUAGCUGAUGAGGUGCACAGUAACAGAGAGUCAGCCUUUGAAGAAAAUAGUCCUGUUCAUCCUGGUACUAGAUGGCGUGCCACAUCGCUGAAUGAACAAGCAAGUACUCUCAUGCCUGAUAACAAAGAUGUGCCUGGUGAUGUCAGUUCAAAAAACUCAGAAUUGAAGUGGUCACACCAGCCAAAAGAUUUUCGUACUCAGUGGGAAAAUAAUUUGGACUAUUUAUCUGACACCAGAGAUGUAGCUAAGUGGCAAUCUAACGAAGAUUCAAUUGUUAAAAGGCAACUAACUGGAUAUUUGGAUGGUGAACUGGAAAGCAGGAGAGUUCCGCAGACUUCUCCAGAGGAGUUAUCCCUUUUCUAUAAAGAUCCUCGGGGUCAAGUUCAAGGUCCAUUCAAAGGAGUUGAUAUUAUUGGAUGGCUUGAGGCUGGAUAUUUUGGUAUUGACUUGCUAGUUCGUCUAGAAAGUGCAGCAGCUGACUCGCCAUGGUUGCAACUUUGUGAUGUCAUGCCUCAUUUACGAGCUAAAGCCCGGCCACCACCUGGGUUCCCUGCAACAAAACUUGACACUACCGAGGCACCUGUUCCGCAAAGUACUAGUACCUUUGUGAAUAUUCGUACUGGGCCGAGUGAGGUUGAGAGGUUGAGAAAUAAUUCCAUGCAUAGAGUGGGUUCUGCCACUGAAGCUGAAAAUAGGUUUUUGGAGUCACUCAUGUCUGGUAGCAAGAGCAGUCCCCCACUUGAAAACGUGACAUCAUCACAAGGAAUACAAGGAUUUAUUGGAAGCAAUUCUGGUAAUUUGGGCUCGUCUGGAGUUGAUGGUGUAAACAACCCCUACUUGCUAGCUCAGAGGAUGGCACUUGAACGACAGAGGUCCUUACCAAAUCCUUAUCCAUACUGGCCAGGGAUUGAUGCAGCAUCCCUUCCGCCAAAAUCAGUUCCAGAUGCAUCACCACAUUCAAAGCUCAUGUCUUCAUUGAGUGACAAUUCUCGACAGUUUCAGUCCCAAAAUUCUGAGUUGAGCUCAGUUAUUCAAGGAUUAACUGACAGGGCAUCCACAGGCUUAAAUAAUAGUGUCACCGGCUGGUCAAAUUAUCCUCUGCAAGCUGGAUUGGAUCCCCUUCAGAAUAAUAUUGACUUGCAUCGUGAUCAAAAUUUUAUACCAUUUGGAAUUCAACAACAAACAUUUCAAGCACCAAACCAUUUGUCUUUAAAUAACUUAAGAGCUCAAACUGCAGAUAGCCCAUCUAAUGUUUUGGCAGCAGACAAGUUGUUUUCUUCUAGUUUGUACCAGGAUCCCCAGAUAAUGAAUAUGUUGCAACAGCAAUACUUGCUGCAGAUGCAUUCACAGGCAACUGCUCCUGCACAGCACAUGCCUUUAUUAGAUAAACUCCUAUUUUUGAAGCAGCAGGAGGAGCAACGACUGUUAAUGCACCAACAACAGCAAAUGCUUUCUAAUGUGUUGCAGGGGCAUCAGUCUCAACAACAAUUUGGCGGUUUAUCUUAUGGACAGUUGCAGGGUGGUGGAAUAGGAAUAGGGAAUUUGCAUGUGGAACCUUCUCAACGACAACCACCUAAUGAAAAUGUUCAUAUGAGUUCUCAGACACCAGUUUCUAGUGUGCAUGAUGAGCUUAGUGCCAAGUCUUUGAAUUUAUCUCAGCAAGAAAGCCAAGAUACUAGUUAUAAUAAAAGCGCUGAAUCCAUGCAGCUUCCUCAUCAAUUUUUUGGGAAUAUUAGUCAACAUAAAAGUUGGGACAUUGCUCUUCCUGAACAAAUUAAUGAAAACUACCAGAAGGAAACAUUGCCUGCAUCAGCUUCUGUUGAAAGUUUCCUGUUACAUGAGCAGAGUAGAACCACAGAAGAGCCUAAUAUCGCAGAUAAACCUUUAUCUGCUUCUGACUGUACUGUUAAAUAUGUGGAGCAGAUGUCAGAUAACAAUGGUAGCGCUGGUGGUAGUCUUGUGAAUGCAGUUUCCGAGUCUGAUGAGCAUUCCAAACCUGCGCAGUGUGUUGCACCUGUUAUUGUAGUGUCUUCGGCUGAAUCACUACUGGCAGGUCAGGUGGGUAUGGAUGUGUCUUCGGCUGCAUCACCACUGGCAGGUCAGGUGGGUACGGAUGUGGAGAUUAAACCAGACGAGCUAGGUGGAAGAGUCGUGUCAAAUGUUGAGCCAUCUGUGGUAGACGCAAGAGAUAUUGAAGUGCGUGAACCCAAAAAGGCUCCUGAGAAGAAAUCCAAGAAGCAAAAAUCUUCCAAAUCCCAAUCUUCUGGUCAAGCGAAAGGAUUGCUAAAAAAUGUAACUUUGCAGCAGUCGAAGAAUUCAGAAUCUGAAAAGCCAAAUUAUAGUGAAAUCAAUUUGAAGGAGGUCAAUAGGGAAGAAGAAGAUUAUGAAACACAUCUCAAACAAACAAGCGGCGAAGAUGGUGUAUCCAGAACUUCUAUCACAAAUGCAGUUCAUCAAGAAGUUAGUGACCUCCCUGCUAAUAUUCCAGAAAGCAUCACUGUAACAUUUGUUGAGAAUGACUCAAAGUCAUCUAGUCCUGUUGCCUCCCAGAAUACUGAAUUGCCUGCAGGGAGAGCUUGGAAGCCUGCUCCUGGUUUCAAGGCGAAGUCUUUAUUAGAAAUUCAACAGGAAGAGCAGAAAAAGGCACAAACCGAGUUGCCUGUAAUUGAGGUUGCUACUACCGUCAAUUCCCUCAGUGUGACUACUCCCUGGGUUGGAGUUGUGGCCAUUCCAGACUCUAUCAAGGUGUCCAGUCAAAAUCAUAAGGAAGCAAGCAACACUGAAAAUCUGGUAAAAACCAAAACUUCUCAACAUAGCAAGAGCAAGAAAAGUCCAUUACAUGAUCUAUUGGCAGAAGACAGAGAGAUUUUUAAUGGAAGAGAUGGCACAGGUCUAGACAGUAUAUCAUUCUCACAAUAUAUAGCUGCCCAAUCAGAACCAAUAGAUGAAGGAGACUUCAUUGAAGCUAAAGACACUAGAAGGAGCCGGAAAAAAUCUACAAAAUCAAAGGGUUCAGGGUCCAAGAUCUCAAAGCCAGUUGCUUCUAGUGAAUCACCAAUAAGUUCAAGUCCCAUUGAAAAGGGAAAAAGCUCCCGGUCUGUACAGCAGGAGAAAGAACAACUGCCUACCAUACCUUCAGGACCCUCUCUAGGAGAUUUCGUUCUUUGGAGGGGAGAGCCAACAAGCCCAUCUCCUUCUCCAGCUUGGACAUUUGAUUCUGGUAGGGUUCAUAAACCACUGUCAUUAAGAGACAUUCUAAAGGAACAGGAGAAAAAGUCUUCUGCAGGUCCCCCAAACCAAUUUCCUACAUCUCAGAAAUCACAGCAAGCCCAAACUGCUCAGAGUAGUGGUCCUUCACGGACAAUUUCAGCUCCAACUUCAUUAAAAGCUGUAUCUUCUAUCCAGAUAAACUCCGAGGCUUCUCAUUCAAAAUACAAAGGGGAUGAUGACAUGUUCUGGGGUCCAGUUGAGCAAUCUAAGCAAGAAACUAAACAAUCAAAUUUCCAUCAGCUUGCGAGCCAGGGGAGUUGGGGUUCCAAAAAUGUUCCCAUGAAAGGUAAUUCAUCUGGAUCAUUAAGCCACCAAAAAUCAGGGAGUAGCAAACCAACAGAGCGAUUGUUGUCAUCAUCACCCGCCUCUUCUCAAUCAUCGCAGAAAUUAAAAAAAGAUGCCAUGACUAGGAAUUCUGAAGCCAUGGACUUCAGAGUUUGGUGUGAAAAUGAAUGUGUGAGGCUUAUUGGGACAAAAGAUACAAGUUUCCUUGAAUUUUGCUCGAAGCAAUCAAAAUCUGAAGCAGAGAUGUUUCUGAAAGAAAAUCUUGGAUCAUAUGACCCUGAUCAUGAAUUCAUUGACAAAUUCCUCAAUUACAUGGAGUUACUACCUUCUGAAGUUUUGGAAACAGCUUUUCUGACACAGAAUGAUCGGAAAGUUACUGGAAGCGUAAUAUCUGGAAAUACAAAUUUACAGAAUCUGGCACAGGCAGAUGGUUCCCCCUCAAAAGUUGGAAAGAAAGGUAAGAAAGGGAAAAAGGUUAGCGCUGCAGUUUUGGGAUUUAAUGUCGUAAGUAACCGGAUAAUGAUGGGUGAGAUCCAGACAGUAGAAGACUGA
This is a messenger RNA of Lathyrus sativus (Indian pea), 5385 nucleotides long. The record is from the annotation of a GenBank genome assembly. Lineage: Eukaryota; Viridiplantae; Streptophyta; Magnoliopsida; Fabales; Fabaceae.